This is a messenger RNA of Gadus chalcogrammus (walleye pollock), 5460 nucleotides long. RefSeq names its product RAB3 GTPase activating protein subunit 1 (gene rab3gap1). The coding region runs from base 289 to 3315 and encodes 1008 amino acids. The transcript is spliced from 24 exons. Lineage: Eukaryota; Metazoa; Chordata; Actinopteri; Gadiformes; Gadidae. The record is from RefSeq and is a predicted model, not a curated record. Gene Ontology annotation, molecular function: GTPase activator activity. Gene Ontology annotation, biological process: positive regulation of GTPase activity.
CCUUUCUAUCCAGUCUGGGGGACUUUCUGUCCCUCUGAAUUAGAUGCACUGUCGUACGAUUGUUUACUCUCUUAUCACUUAACACUGGUGGCAAAACAUGAUUUUUGUUUAUGAUUUCCCUCCCAACGGGCAGCCUGUUGCGGUUUUUCCUUUACAUCCAUGAUGCUGACUCCUGCAGGCUCUGAUGCUCCACGUCAGGCACGAGCUGUUUCGGCUUGGUGCUGACGUCACUGCACUCCCAUAAUGCAACGAAACAUAUGACAAAAAAGUAAACAAGAGGUAUUCACGAUGGCAGCGGACAGUGAUCCCGAGACGGAGGUGUUUGAGAUCACGGACUUCACUACCGCGUCCGAAUGGGAAAGGUUUGUGUCAAGAGUUGAGGAAGUGUUAAAUGACUGGAAGCUCAUUGGCAGCUCUGCCGGAAGGGCUUCUCCAGAGAAGGGUGAAUACACCAGUGGCACCUGGGAGGAAAAGUCUCAGGAGAUCAACUUCGCUGACUUCAAGUUCUCUAUAACCCACCACUACUUGAAGCAGGAAUCAGACAAGAGUGAUCUGAAAGAGGAACUCGAGGAAGAUGCAUUUCCCUUGGCUAUGCAGGACCUCCUGUGUAUGAACAAUGAUUUUCCUCCGAGGGCGCACUGUCUGGUGCGAUGGUAUGGCAUGCGAGAGUUCUUGGUCAUCUCACCGGGGACCAACUGUGAAGCCAUCACCAGCGAGUCCAAGUGCAACUUACUGCUCAGCUCCGUCUCUAUAUCUCUGGCCAACAGCGGUUGUCAGGUGCCAAUGUUUGUGCAGAUCCAGCAGAAGUGGAGGCGGCUGUACGCCGGGGAGUGCCAGGGUCCGGGCGUGCGCACCGAUUUUGAAAUGGUCCACCUCCGCAAGGUGCCCAGCCAGUACAACCACCUGUCUGGCCUGCUCGACAUCUUCAAGGCCAAGAUAGGCUGUCCCCUGACCCCCCUGCCCCCCGUCACCAUCGCCAUCCGCUUCACUUACGUCCUGCAAGACUGGCAGCAGUACUCCUGGCCCCAGCAGCCUCCAGACUUUGACGCUCUUCUCGGAGGCGAGGUGGGUGGGGUGGAGUUCGGCAAGCUUCCGUUCGGCGCCUGCGAGGACCCAAUCAGUGAGCUGCACCUCGCCACCACUUGGCCGCACCUGACCGAAGGCAUUGUGGUGGAUAACGACGUCUACUCCGACCUGGACCCUCUCCAAGCCCCCCACUGGUCUGUGCGAGUCAGGAAAGCGGAAAAUCCCCAAUGCUUGUUAGGAGACUUCCUGAACGAGUUCUUCAAGCUUUGCUGUAGGAAGGAAUCCACCGAGGAGAUAUUGGGCAGAGGAUUGACCGAGGAAGAGGGCAAAGAGAACACUGACCUCAGCGCGGCUCUCUCCAAGCUGACGGAGCCGGCGGCCGCGCCCAUGUCAAAGCUGUCCGUCUCCAGCAUGGUGCACAGCGCCCGCAAGCACAUCCGCCGCCACCGCCGCGUCGACGAGUCGCCGCUCAGCAACGACGUGCUCAACUCCAUCCUGCUGUAUUUAUUCCCGGACGCGGCGGUGGAGAGGUCUUCGACGGGGACUUCGGACGCCAGCGACGGCCGGGCCGCGCCGCCACCUAGCACCGGCGGCAGGAGCGAGCCCGAUAAAGACUCCGAUUAUAACCUGUUCAACCAGCUGAAGUCGGCGCCCAGCGACAGUCUGACCUAUCGGCUGGCCCUGUGCGUGUGCCUGGUAAACUUCUACCACGGUGGCGUGCGCGCCCUGGCCCAUCUGUGGCAGGAGUUUGUGCUAGAGAUGCGCUUCCGCUGGGAGAACAACCACCUAGUCUACGGGCUGGCCAGCGGAGCCCCUGAUCUCCGCUGUUGUCUGCUGCAUCAGAAGCUCCAGAUGCUCAACUGCUGCAUCGAGAGGAAGCGGGCGAGGGACGAGUCCCGGAAGGCCAGCGACGGGGGAAAGGAGCGGGACCGACAGCUGCCGGGCGGCGGCGAGAACGGGCGCCGUAGCCGCCGCGGCGAGGGCGCGGCCGGUGCCACCGCCGCCACGGCGGCCGGCUCCGGCGCCGCGCGGGAGGCCUCCCCGGGGAAGUCGUGGGACUCGUGGAGCGACAGCGAGGACGAGUUCUUCGAGUGCCUGAGCGACCAGGAGGAGGCGGCGGCGGCGAAGGAGGGCGAGGCGGAGAAGGGCGCAGCCGGCAGGGCCAAGCCCCCCGACGGCAGGCUCCACCCCCACGGCACCAUGACCCUCCUGAACCCGUCCACAGAGCCCAUGUACAUCCCCGUCACGCAGGAGCCGGCCCCCAUGACGGAGGACCUCCUGGAGGAGCAGUCGGAGGUGCUGGCCAAGCUGGGCACCACGGCCGAGGGUGCCCACCUCCGGGCCCGCAUGCAGAGCGCCUGCCUGCUCUCCGACAUGGAGUCCUUCAAGGCCGCCAACCCGGGCUGCUCUCUGGAGGACUUUGUGCGCUGGUACUCUCCCCGGGACUACGUGGAGGAGGAGGUGGUGGACGAGGCGGGCGCCCCCGUGCUCCGGGGCGAGCUGAGCGCCAGGAUGAAGAUCCCGGGGAACAUGUGGGCCGAGGCCUGGGACACGGCCAGGUCGGUGCCCGCGCGCCGCCAGAAGCGGCUGUUUGACGACACCAAAGAGGCCGAGAAGGUCCUGCACUACCUGUCAGUCCAAAAACCAGCUGACCUGACCCGGCAUCUCCUGCCAUGCAUCCUGCAUGCUGCCGUGCUCAAGCUCAAGGAGGAGGAGUCCCUGGAGGACAUCCCUUCAGUGAAGAAAGCUGUCCAGCAGGCCACUUCUCAUGCCAGCAAGCAGCUACGACACCCCAACCCCGACCACAAGAAGCUCGAAGAAGUCAUCAGUCAGCUGGUGGCGGUGGAGACAGUCAUUGCCCGCGCCCGCUCCCUCAAGGCAAAGUUUGGCAUAGGCAAAGCUGAGGCAGGAGAGGAUUCCGAAGAUCUGGAGAAGUUCGUCAUCUCCUUGCUGGAGGAGCCGGAGGUGGCGGUGUUGGGUGCUGGACGCGGGCCGGCUGGCAGCAUCAUCCACAAGCUGUUUGUCAGCUCUCAGAGGGCAGCCCUACUGGCACCCAUGGACGACGACCUGGUCCGUCCAGGGGGCGGGGCCGAUGACAGGAAGCCGAUGGGCGGCGGCCUCAACGUGCCCGACUUCCCGCCCCCCGCGGGGCGCGAGAUCCUUCUGCGGACGUGCGUCCCGCGGCCGGCGCCGUACUCCAAGGCCCUGCCCCAGCGUCUGUUCUGUGUGCUCUUGAGGGAGGACUUCAGACUGGCCGGGGCCCUCUCCUCCGACACCUCCUUCUUCUGAGAGGACCCCCCCCCCCCCACAAGGAAGAAGUGCAUGCGUUCUUUUUUUCUUUUCUUUUUUUAUUAAGGGUUAUAUCGUCAUAUCGACUCCAAGCAAAACGCCACUGUUUUUGUGUUGCGGUCGAGGCGGUGGCUUGACCAGUCCAUCCAUAAGGAAUAUCGGGAAGCAGCGCGCUUUGUUGUUCUGAUUGUUAUUAUUGUUGUCAUUGCGUAAUGGCACACUGCGAUCAUUGUGGGUCACCACAGGUGUUUGUCAAUGUAUUUAUUCCCUCCCCUCUGUUUAGAGGGGAGACAAAUAAACCGUCUCUGUUUCACAUUGUGAUUUAAAGUAAUGACCAGACAAUGUGAGGUUGGUGUUUGGUUGGUUUACUGUGGAAGAAAAACAGGACAGGAAUGUCUUUGUUGACCGCGGUGUGCGCUACCAUACCACUAUUUGUUAGACGGACUUUACUGUCCGUUUUCAUCCAGAGGUUGACAAAAGGUAACAACCACUCUGUAGUUCUUUAACUAAAGACUUGUCUUGUAUUCUCUCACCCGCCUAAGGUGUUUUCUAAAUAGAGAACAAUCACUUGUCUUUGGCGAACCAACCUAACCAUACCUGACAAAAUAAUGGCACUAUUUAUGUUUACAAUGGUAUCUUGUGUUUAUCAUGACCUUCUCCUCAACAACUCGUUUCGUCAGGGUAAGCGUUCAACCUGGCAAGUUGACAAUUUGGGGAGACACCAUUUAUCUUCUCAUAUGUUAGUGCUAUUUGUCUCGCAUCAGCUUACAUACUCAUCUGUAUUCCUUGUGCAUUUGUGGUUUAGCUAAACAAAUAAAAAUGCAUUGUGGACAAAUGUAAACAAUGCUUGUUUACAUUUACAUAGGUGUAAAUGUAAUUCCUCAGUGUCCCCUACCUUGUAGAAACCCCUGGUCAAAAGUGCAAUUACACAUAUCAUAUAUUGUACACACAAUGUAUAAAUGUAAUAGAAUAACAAUGUAGCUUCACUCAAAGCAGAAGGAACCAGUUUUGAUUGUCGAUUUUCAUUGUGCUCUUUCUGCUAAAAAUUAUGUUUCAAAUUAAAAACUAUUGCCUAGUUAAAGCAUUUCUAUUGUCAUUAGUUGACUAGGGGAGUGGAUGUGAUCUGGGGAUAUGGAACUGAUAUGUACAUGAUAAAUGUAUUUCUAUGUCCUUUACUUUAGUACUGUAACAUGGAUAACAAUAAACACAUUCAAAUCAAACGCCUGACUGCUGCUUAUAGGUUACCGUGAUACCGUCAGCUUGAAGUCUUUUUGGGGGGGGGGAUUUGACAAUGAAAACAAUGCAAUCUCAUCUCUAUAUUUUAGAACCUCUUCACUGUAGCCACUUUGGACGAGAAAAAGUAUUUGAAUGAUGAACAUUUAAAGAAUACAUUUAAAUCCAUUUAAUCUAUCCGCCUCUGGAAUGAUGGCCAAAAGUAAUGUGAUCAACUGGUACCAUUUUAAUAACCAAGGGGGAGCAGUGGAUGGGAUUUUUAUUAAUAUUAUACCGUCAUUUCAAAUCAUUUUGAACAAAAGUGUUAGCUGGUGUGAAAAAGUGACAUAGUGCAGGUUUAAUAAUUAGUAAUCACACCAAAGGACUCUACAAUCAUCAAGUGCAGGACUGAAUGGGUACUUGUCACUUUUCCAUUCCUGCUCAUCAUUCAGUGCCUUUUAUCAAAGGGUAAAGCCACUUGAGACUCGCAUUUUAUUCUCACAAAAUGUGAAAAAUGUUUUAAUAUUGAACGACUUUCAUCUCUGAGUCUAUUUCAUUAUAGAAACAUGACUUGAAUGACUUAAUUUUUUGACAGACAGAAUAUGUAGACACGUUUACAUAGAAUAAGUUAACAUUUAAAUUCUUGUUACCUCGCCCCUAUGACACAUUCCAAAGUGUAAAUGUAGAUAUUUUGCUGGCCUCUUCACAUAAUCACGGUUAUGUCUGCGGUGGCCACAUUUCAGUGUCACUCCAAUGAAAUCCUUGCUGCGGAUUGAAAAUACCGCCCAGCUUGUGCUUAUGAACAGACUCUGCUCUGUUUAGGGUUAAACGAUUAUGGAAAAGAUUAGCAUUGCAAUACUUUUCACCGAUAUUCUGAUUGCAAUUAUUAAUUUUGAUUAAGAGGUUAAUUGAUGGCAUUAAUAAUCUUAAGUG